CACUCACUUCCAAGUAGAAUAAAUUUGAGUUCAGAGCUUACACAACGAAGUACACGUUUGAGUUAGCUGUUCUGGGAUUUCUUAGAGCAAUUAUUUCACCAUGCAUACCAUUUUUGUUUCUUGGGUUGUUCUAGGUCUGCUUGCUGCUUGUGCUGGCCGUCAAGCAGAGGCACGGGCUUUUUUCGUGUUUGGAGAUUCGUUGGUGGACAGCGGAAACAACGACUACUUGGCCACCACUGCCAGGGCCGACUCCUACCCUUACGGCAUAGAUUAUCCUACUCACCGACCCACCGGUCGUUUCUCGAAUGGCCUUAACAUACCAGAUCUUAUCAGUGAGCAAAUUGGCUCAGAACCCACGUUGCCCUACUUGAGCCCACAACUCACUGGACAAAACCUACUUGUUGGUGCCAACUUUGCUUCUGCCGGGAUUGGAAUUCUCAACGACACUGGAAUCCAAUUUCUCAACAUAAUCCGAAUCUACAAACAGUUGGAAUACUUUCAGCAAUACCAGACCAGAGUGAGUGCUUUAGUUGGACCUGAGCAGGCUCAACGACUUGUCAACGAAGCACUUUAUCUGAUUACCCUCGGAGGCAAUGAUUUUGUCAACAACUACUACUUGUUGCCCUUCUCUGCUAGAUCUCGCCAAUUCUCUCUCCCGGACUAUGUUGUCUACCUUAUCUCCGAGUACCGCAAAGUUCUGGAGAGGCUGUAUGAAUUAGGAGCUCGUAAGGUUUUGGUGACAGGCACAGGGCCACUAGGGUGUGUUCCUGCAGAGUUGGCUCAGCACAGCACGAACGGCGAAUGCGCAGUGGAGCUGCAGCGAGCGGCCUCCUUGUUCAACCCACAACUAGUCGAUAUGAUCAACAGCCUGAAUAGCCAAUUUGGCUCAGAUGCAUUUGUUGCUGCAAAUGCAUAUGAAAUGCACAUGGAUUUUGUCUCCGAUCCUCAAGCUUAUGGAUUUGUUACUUCAAAGAUAGCUUGCUGUGGCCAAGGACCCUACAAUGGGAUUGGACUCUGCACAUUUGCCUCCAACUUGUGCCCAAACAGAGAUUUGUACGCAUUUUGGGAUCCUUUCCAUCCUUCUGAGAAGGCAAACAGAAUUAUUGUACAGCAAAUCCUUACCGGGUCCAACAAGUACAUGAAUCCAAUGAACCUCAGCACUAUUUUGGCCUUGGACACUAAGACCUAGAAGUACGUACUAGUUAAAUAACUAGAACUACAAGGGGUGUGAUUGUUUUUUAACUUAAGAUUAUCAUAAUUUCCUCAAUUUGUCUUCGUUAGUAUUGCUGAUUUAGUAUUAUUUUCCUUAUGUCCUGGAAAACGCUAGUGUAAUACUGUAAUUUUGUUUUCAUUGGUUUGUGUGUAUUUAAUAAUUUCAAGCUUAAUUAGCUUCGUCUUUGUUUUAUUCCUUCA
Molecule: messenger RNA, 1413 nt
Organism: Malus domestica (apple)
Lineage: Eukaryota; Viridiplantae; Streptophyta; Magnoliopsida; Rosales; Rosaceae
Product: GDSL esterase/lipase At5g33370-like
Molecular function (GO): hydrolase activity, acting on ester bonds
Source: RefSeq, a predicted model, not a curated record